Podarcis muralis (Common wall lizard) is the source of this 886-nucleotide messenger RNA. Lineage: Eukaryota; Metazoa; Chordata; Lepidosauria; Squamata; Lacertidae. The record is from RefSeq and is a predicted model, not a curated record.
AGAUGGGGCCUCUAUCACUCAAGUUCAGACUUUCUCUUUUGAGGCUCCUGGUCAUCUUCCACGAAGAUAUAUUCUGCCUGGGACAAGCCAACCAUGAGGUCUUGGAGUGGACUUGGAGAUCAAAUGAUGGAAAAUCUGCUGCUCCACCUCAAAGCUACAUAAAGGCCAUUAUCGAUCGCAUUGCAAAGGUAGAAUUAAGACUCUCCCAGCUGGAAAAAAUUUCCGCAGCCUAUCGUAAAGAAAUAACGGAAUUGCAAAAGAAUAACAUUGGGUUGAUGGACAGAAUAAGUAAAGUUGAAGACGUCCAAGUGAAAGGCUCAGGAGACCCCUGCCCCGAAGACUGGUUCUCUUUUUCCCGAUUUUGCUAUAAAUACCACAAGAACCCAGAAUCUUGGAACAGAGCAGAGGCCAAAUGUCAAGCCUACGGCCCAGAGGUGCAUCUUGCCACCAUUGCCAGUCGUGAAGAAAUGGCCGUUGUGACCAAAGAACUAGCUAAGCGCGUUCAACCUAAGCAUCAGGUCUGGAUUGGGAUGCACAGGAUGAAAAGUGGCAAGUUCCCAAGGUGGAGGUGGACAGAUUUUUCGACAGCUAACUACAUGCCUUGGGCAGUUGGGGAACCGCACGCUCAGGAAAAAGAGCACUGUGUAGCGCUGCACGCUGAAAACCUUGCUCUAUGGACUGAUAAUAUGUGUGAGGAAAAGUUUCCCUUUCUGUGCCGAUUCUCAUUGCACUGAGUGCAGCAAUUUGCCAUGGCUUUCCAAACAGCUUCCAUGAGCCCCACGCGUUGAAUAACAGGGUUGGCUUCGAGUCCUUUCCUUCCAUGGGGGCCCAAGCCAUUGUCCUUGCUAUGUUCCAGCACCUUCGCCUCUUUCCUGCCUGGCCUGUG